Messenger RNA from Vigna radiata var. radiata (mung bean), 1466 nucleotides. RefSeq lists its product as uncharacterized. The transcript is spliced from 9 exons. NCBI's taxonomy places the organism in Eukaryota, Viridiplantae, Streptophyta, Magnoliopsida, Fabales, Fabaceae. The record is from RefSeq and is a predicted model, not a curated record. The coding region runs from base 323 to 1171 and encodes 282 amino acids.
UUGUGAUUUUGUUGAGCUAGCAUACACAUGGGCCACAUACAUUGGACCGUAUAUUUAUCAAUUAAAUAAUACGAAAUGCUAAGUUCAAAGUUGUGAACUUGAUGAAUAAGAGCAACAAAUGGUGCAAAAAAUUCCAUCUUCUCCACCUCAGAUUUCACCCCUCUCACUUGGUGGCGGGUCUUUCUACAGUUUCAUGCACGAAUGCUCUCGUAUAAAUAGAUUCACGUGGAACCUGUUAUAGCUAUAAAUUGGAGGUUUGGAUCACAUAUAUAUACACCUCUUCAUCUUCUUCAUUGGUUCACCAAAUUAUAAUCUGUUUGAGAUGGAUGCUUCUUGCGGGAUUGCUGGAUUCAAGUAUGAUUGCUUGCUUUUCGAUAUGGACGAUACUCUUUACCCAUUGAGCUCAGGUCUCAAUUUGGCAUGUCGGAAGAACAUAGAAGAGUACAUGAUAAAACACUUGCAUAUGGAAGAAAGUGAAGUACCAAAGAUUUGCCUGGACUUCUACAAGGAAUAUGGGACAACUAUGGCAGGACUAAAGGCCUUUGGUUAUGAAUUUGAUAAUGAUGAAUUUCAUGCCUACGUGCAUGGAAGACUACCAUACUGGAAACUGAAGCCAGAUCCAGUGUUAAGGAACCUUCUGCUUUCCAUGCCUCAGCGUAAAAUAGUUUUCACUAAUGCAGAUGAGGCUCAUGCACACCGACUGCUCAACAGAUUGGGCUUGAUAGAAUGUUUUGAUAGUAUCAUAUGCUUUGAAACGCUUAAUCCUCCUGAUCACACAGAUGUACCAACUGAUAAUCGCGUGUUAGCAUGGAGCAACUGUAACUCGUUGAACAAAGAAGAUUGUAACCAGGUAGAGAGUGAAUGCUUUAACUCCAAGAUACAAAUCCUCUGCAAACCCUCUGUUGAAGCCAUUGAAGCUGCCAUUCAGAUUGCUAAUGUAGACCCAAGGAAAACGUUGUUUUUUGAUGACAGUCCUAGAAACAUUGCAAGUGGGAAAGCUGCUGGACUUAACACAGUUAUUGUGGGACGCUCAGAUUUGGUGCCGGGAGCUGACCAUGCACUGAACAGCAUUCAUAACAUCAAAGAAGCGUUACCCGAGAUAUGGGAAGUUGAGGGAGACCACCAGCAAAUGAUCCAAUCUCAAGCAGUUGAAACCAUGGUCCUUGCAUAGAUUCUGCUUUGAACAGGCAAAUUUUUACUAUCGAGCAAUCCCAACCAUGGUGCAUAGCAGUUGGCUCCCCACAAACAGUGAUGCUUAAAAAUGUAAAUCAUGUUGUUGGGAGCAUGUGUGAUGUAAACGCAAAUAACAAUAGCAUAAAGAAAUGGAAAUGAGAAUUUUAUUGUUCUAAAUAUUAAGCAAGAGUCUUGUCAUACAAAAUAUGGGAAAUUAGGCAGCAACCAGACAAUCCAAACCCAUUAACAUGACUAAUAAGAGACAAUCAGAACAUUGGGAAAUGAACUGAAAA